Messenger RNA from Onthophagus taurus, 796 nucleotides. RefSeq lists its product as uncharacterized. The record is from RefSeq and is a predicted model, not a curated record. NCBI's taxonomy places the organism in Eukaryota, Metazoa, Arthropoda, Insecta, Coleoptera, Scarabaeidae.
CAAUUUGCAAUAAUAUUUGUUUGUGUCGUUAAGAUGUAAUCGAUAAUAACAAUUGUAUGUCAACAGGUGCAUUUAAUAAAUCAAUUCUAAAUGGGGUGAUUAAACUUUUAUGAGGCAUACUUUUAAAGUAUUUCAAUUACUUUUUCUUGAUUACGCAAUUAAAUUUGCGAUUGAUGCGAAGAAAAUUGAUAAAAAAUGAAACGAUGGAAGGUCAUUAAGAUUAUGUGCUACAAAAAAUGAUUUAUUGUAAUGUAUAUUUUAAUAUUAGAUUACAUUUUAAUGAGUAACUCUACCCGAACUUUUGCAACUGUUGAAAGGGAUCUCAAACGAUCGUAUAUAAACCCCUGACGAUUGUGUAUAAUACAUUAUGCUUUGUUUCGUCACUACAACAACAACCAAAAUGAACCCUUUGUUCUUUGCCACUCUCCUUUUAUUCAUCGCUGGAUCAAAAGGCGGUGUUAUAACCACGGAUCUUAGUCAUGGUCUUUUAGGAUCAGCAACCCCAUUAGCAACGUUAACGGCAGUACCAAUAUCUUCUCUUGGACAUGGAGUUUCUUCAGUGGUAUCUUCUGGAACUUUAGCACCUAGCGUUACAGGAUUGGGUCAUUUAGGUGUAACAGCUCCAAUUGCUCUUCCAGCUGUAUCAACUGUCUCUGUUGGAACUUUAGGAUUGUUGGGAAAUACUUUGGGAGGUCACGUUUUGUCGACUCAUUAAAUCGUUAUUAAUUUGAAUUUUAUGAAUUAUUCUUGUAGUUUUCUUCUCUUAAAAAAAAAUAAAUAUUAAAAUUUUAUAAUU